UGUAGAUUUCAGUAGGCCGAGCCGCAGCUACGGGCAACAUUAAAGAAAAAAAAAACGGGAAAGAAAAAAAAAUCCCAGAUUUCAGAUUUUUUGGUUCCCGGCGAAUCUUCAUCCAUCCUUCUAUUUUUACAGCUCAGGUGGAGAUUUUUCAGCCUGUGUGACUUUCAUUGACCGCGCCACGUUAAUUCGAAACAGACGGAACAGAGGAAGAGGCGCAGAGAAAAAUUUCCAUACUCGAUGACAUUUCAUCGCAAUGUCCGAUCGUUUGGGGCAAAUAACCAAGUCCAAGGAUGGGAAAAGCAAGUAUUCCUCGCUCAACCUAUUUGACAAGUACAAGGGGAAGUCAAUAGAAACUCAGAAAACCACAGUUGUUGCUCGACAUGGCUUACAGAGUCUUGGUAAAGUGGCCGCUGCCAGGCGCAUGCCCCCGCCCGCUCACCUGCCGAGCCUGAAGUCCGAGAACAGAGGAAACGAUCCAAACGUGAUUAUUGUGCCCAAAGACGGAACAGGAUGGGCGAACAAGCAGGAACAACCCGAUCAAAAGAGUUCCGUUGUGUCGACAGCACAGCCGCCGGAGUCGCAGCAGCCGCUGCCUUUGCAGAAAUCCGUCUCCAAUCUACAGAAGCCAACAGCGGCAACCAGCCAGGAGAGCACAAGCACCGGUGGACCAAAGCAAUGGGCACAACUAAAUGGAAAGGCACUCAGUCAAGAUCAAGAUGGUUUAAGGGCCUCAAACCGACUGCAGCCCUUCUCUCACGAGGAAUUUCCGACGCUGAAAGCAGCAGGAGAACAGGACAAGGCUGGCAAGGAAAAAAGCGCCUUCGAUCCGUCGUAUGGGCCCGGACCAAGCCUCCGCCCACAAAAUGUGACGAGUUGGAGGGAGGGUGGAGGGAGGUAUCUGCAGCCCCCAUCUCUGUCCUCGGCCCUUUCCUCCGAUACAGAGGGCAAAACCAGUGCCUCUCCUGAGGCAACAACUCCUCUUCCAGUUCCUCCUUCCUCAUCUUCCACUUCGUCUUCUUCCUCCUCUGCCAACGUCGCUGUCGCCCCCACUGCAACGUCUCCUGACCCGAAGGAUCCUUCUCUCAGACCGGCUCCGCCCACACGCCGUCCCACACCGGGUCUGCAGUACCAGCUCCAUCACUCCUCCACCACCACCUACCAUGACAUGCUGCCUGCAUUUAUGUGUCCCAAGGAGACUCGUGAUUGUCCGGGUUCUUCCGAACAUGGAUCUGCUGCUGUUGUCGCCCCCAUGCGGUUUGAUUCCCGACCAACAUUUAGACCCCCCUACCCUCCUCCUGAACCCGUCAAUGGAGAUGCACGGAGAGAGAACCGUUUCGCCCGCGUCCAGUCGCGUCCCUCUACCCGGCCGAUUCGCCGUCCCGGAGACCGCCCUUCCCGGCCUACAAUCAUUAACCCAGAUGAUCUAAAAGACCUGGACGACCUGGACAACGACUGCGAGGAUGGAUGGGCAGGUCUUCAUGAGGAGGUGGAUUACAGCGAGAAGCUCAAAUUCAGUGAUGACGAAGAGGAUCACUCCUGCAUUGAGAAGAAAAAGAUCUGGGGAGAGUGGGAGUCUUGUCGCCACCGCAAAUCAUCCAUAAGCUCGGACGGUCUGGAAGACGCGUACCAUCACCAGCAUGAUCUUCUGCCUCCCAGAAAAAGUAACAGUCGUUACGGCUCUACAGAAUCGCAGCCACAACAGAGGAGCAGCGGCGCCAGCGAGUCGGUGGAGGAGCAGGACGAGACUCAGCGUUGUGCUCUUCCUCCACCACCUCCUCGAGGGAAAUUUGUCUCACCGGACGUCUCCGAGGCUGUGGAGAGGGCACGACGGAGGCGUGAGGAGGAGGAGAGGCGAGCCAGAGAGGAGAGGCUGGCCGCCUGCGCCGAGAAACUCAAGAAACUGGACGAGAAAUUCGGCAAGAUCGAGAGACCAGCGCACUCCGGGGACGCACACGGAGCGGAAAAUAAGGAGCUUUUAUUGUCACCCGGGAGAGAAACGGGCAAACCUCACCAGGAAGCUUGGCAGCAUGGAAAUAAAGAAGUUUCAGAGCAGAAAUCUGACUCGUCUCACAGCCAGGAUUACCGAGAUGAUUUUGGUUACCGGAGCGAGGAGGGCAGUCCGGACUAUGCUCAACGCCACCAGAAGGCCGUUCCACCCCGUUUCCAAAAGCAGCAGCAGCAGCAGGAUCAGGCGUAUAAAAUGCAGCAGUGGCAGCAGCCUGGGUCUGGUUCCACUCAGAGAGGGUAUUACGCUCCUCACGUGCUUGGUUUUGACCCCCGUUGGAUGAUGAUGCCCCCGUACAUGGACCCACGUGUUACACAGGGACGCUCAACAGUCGAUUAUUACUCUAACGUCCACUCCUCUGCAGGUGUCAUAAAGCCGCAGCAGGAUCGCCUCAACAGCCCUGGAUCUGCCUCGGAUGAGGGCUGCCAUCCCAGCAUGCACCAGGAAAGAAGAGCGCUAUCUGCAGACACUUACUCUGUUUGGAGCCAAGAUGGCUACCCACCUGCACGCAGUUUCACCCCACCUUACCAGAGACAGCAUGAGAGCACAGAGAGGAGUCAGGCAGACGACAGGAGCGAUCGGUCAUGCUCUCAGCAGGACUCGUAUGAGGAGAGAGCGAUCGAACGUGUCGAAAGUCCUCCAGAAGAUCUCCCCCAUCAGAACUACCGACCGAAUCGGGGCUCCAGCGUUCCCCUCGGUUCACAGCGAGAUGAAGAAGCGCCUCAACCACCAGGACACAACGAGUUUUUAAAACCUGACUACCAGAAGGAGGUUUCCUCGAACCGGCACGGUCUGGAUUCCCGCGACGAAGUGUGUGAGGGCAAGGAGAAGAGUUUCGACUCCGGGUUCUGGAGAAAAGAUGACGCCGUAAAGAAAGAGAAAGAUGCGGCGCAGUGGUCCGAUCCAGGUUCUGGCGUUAACGCCGGGGUCAGCCAACCGUCCGACCCGAGUGGAAGAAACUUCAGGAGGACGGGUCAAAUCAAGAAACCUGUGCUCAAAGCUCUGAAAGUGGAGGACAAGGAGAACGAGAAGCCCAGAGCUGAGCCGGAAGAGAAGACCGUUCCGUACAGACUUGAGAAGGAAGUCCUUACCAAUGUCUAUGACCUGAAAAAGGACAACCGACCUAUGAUCAACAAGCACUCGACCUCUCUUGUGACCUCUCAGGAGGAGAAACAACCUCCACGACCUAAAGUGGAGCAGAACUUGAACAACCCCAGUGAAGAACCUAAUAAGGAGAAUGACUGGGAUGGGAGUAACUCCUCCCAGAUGAGAGAGAACUCUGAAAGCAGAGAGCCUCCAGCGCCUCGCCGCAACAACUGGAUCUUUAUUGAUGAAGAGCAGGCGUUCGCUGGAACCCGAGGAGCCGGGCGAGGCCGCGGAAGAGGAUUUAGAGAGUUCAACUCACGUGGCAGCAGCCGAGGAGGGCGUAUUGACAACACGAGAGGAUCGUAUAACACCGGAAAUCUCCAAAGAUCAGGGCGAGGACGAGGGGCUCGGGAUUUCGUCAAACCCGAAGACUUGCAAAGAGGCAAACCUCGAAGGCGUAACAUGAGCGAGACUCUGAGCGAAGCCUCGGAAUAUGAAGCUCCCAAACGGCGCCGCCAGAAAAAUGGCGAAGGCGGAGACGCGGCUUAUUCUGCUUCCGGAGACGCUAAAAGAGCAGAUAGGGAUUCCUGGAGGUCCAAUAAGGUCUACAAUAACGAACAAAACAUCGGCGGAGAAGCAAGGGAUAAACCCAAACUGAGAGGUUUUGGUCGUUCUCUUCCUCCUCGCCUGAACACCGGGUACAACCGUGGGUCCGGAUCGAAGGAUUUUACCACUUGGAGGGGAAGAGGGGGCCAGUUCGGGAGUGGAUCCGUGCAGGAGAAUGGCUACAACUUCACAAGUGACUCUUUCUCGAGAAAAUCCGUCGAAGGCGACUCUCUAAAAUACCCUUCGAAAUUCGUUCCGUCCUUCGCCGAGAAUGGAGUCGACGACCGCGAAGGCGACUUUCAUUUGGACAAUGACAAUCCGGACAACCGGCCACUGAGGAGGCGACGCCCUCCUCGUCAAGACAAACCGCCGCGCUUUAGACGUUUGCGCCAGGAACGAGAAACCGGAGGGCAGUGGAACAGCGACGAGUACGUCAACGGCGAUUUCAAUAAUCCUUGGCCGGGUCGAUCCAAAACCGGAGACGACCAUUGGCCUGGUCAGUAUUCUGCAAACAGGCAGCAGGAAUUUGUACCUCAGGGCGAGGACUGGGAAACCGGAUCGGAAAACAGCGACUUGAACGAUUGGAGAGUGAAGCGCGGCGAAGUGCACGUAGAACUUGGCCAUGGAGAACCUGGCUCAGAGAAACGAGAGCUCUCCAAAAGAAGCUUCUCCAGCCAGCGCCCUCUAGUGGACCGACAGAAUCGUAAGAGCGACAUUCUGGAAAGCUCGAAGAUCCCUCGCUCUUCAGACGCCCCGUCCACUGGUGGUUCAUCUAACCGUAAUGACAGGUGGCAGAACGGAGUGACGAACAGCUGCAGACGGAGCCCUGACGACGCAGGGCCGGUGUACGGUGUGGAGCAGACAGAAGACGGCCUUUCCACCAGCAAUAGUGAAUCUUCAGGGAAGAAGCUGGAUAAAGAUCUAAAUCCAAGAAGCAUGAAGGCAGACAUGUCCGAGCCUCUUUCACAGUAUGAUCUCAACAGCUACCCGAUUGAAAGCGAUUCAGGAGUCUCCAUUCCGAGCCCCGAUGGAUUCCAAGACGCCCUCGCUAAAAAACAGCGCCGUCCACAGGAGGACGACCGAAGAAGAAAGGAGCAAGGAGCCACGGUAACCGUAAAAAACAGGGCAAUCGCUUCAAAAAUGCCUCCUCGUUUCGCGAAAAAGCAGGGUGGGAUUUCGAUGGAACAGCCCGAGGAUACGCUCUCGAGUAAUAACCUCGGCACUGAAAUCUGGGAGACCAACAGCACAGCUCUUACAGUUCAGUCCUCUAUUGGAGACUCAUGGACGAAGCAGGUGUCAUAUACUGGGAGCGAACCAAAUUCAGAGGAUUCGGACGCAGGGCACGAGCAGAGCAAAGAGCACAAACCCGGACCCAUCGGCAACGAGCGCUCGCUGAAGAACCGCAAGGGUUCAGAGGGAGUGGAGCGUCUGGAGGGCCCCAUUACACCUGUUAACGGAGUGGACAUUCACGUUGAAAACGUCCUCCCCGUCCCACCCAUCGAGUUUGGAGUCAGUGCCAAAGACUCAGACUUUAGCCUUCCUCCAGGAUCGGCACCGGUGGCCGUGUCCAACCCGGUCACCAAGCUGCAGGACGCUCUUGCCAGCAACCCGGGCCUUGCUCAGGGCAUUCCUAUGCUGCGCAGAGAUCACCUGCAGCCUGGCAUCAACCUCAAUCCCAUUUCCUUCCCCACCACCGACCUCACACUCAAGAUGGAGUCUGCACGUAAAGCCUGGGAGAACUCGCAGUCCCUUCCCGAGCAGGGUUCUCCGGGCGCCGGGUCUGUCACACAGCCCCCCUGCAGCUCCUCCAGUGCCGUCAGCUACAGCUCUUUCGGAGGCGUCUCCAUGCCCCCCAUGCCCGUGGCCUCUGUCGCUCCAUCCGUCUCCAUGCAAGGUAAUCACAUCGCCUCUCUGUACCUGGACGGCCACGUGUUUCCAAGCCAGCCCCGUCUGGUGCCACCUACGAUGACUCAGCAACAAACCUACCAGCAGGCUGCAGCAGCUCAGCAGAUCCCCAUCUCCCUUCACACGUCUCUGCAGGCUCAGGCUCAGCUAGGACUCCGAGGCGGUCUGCCCGUCUCUCAGUCCCAGGAGAUGUUUAACUCCAUCCCUACAUUCAGGUCGCAGGUGUACAUGCAACCCAGUCUGUCUCACCCAAGCGCCAUGGUGCUUUCUGGAGCAGCCCCUCUCAAAGGGCCUUAUUCUGCGUUUCCCGGCAUGCAGCCCUCAGACAUGGUGAAGCCGCAGUCAGGCUCGCACUUCCAGACCAUUAACGGCAGCCAGGCACUGGUUUACGACAACAACCAGGCAGUAGGAAUGGGCACGUCUCAGCUCAUGGACUCGCAGCUCAUCCAGGUGACGAUGCCUCUGCCUGGCUCUCAGCUGCGUUACGGUUCAGCCCAACAGCACCUGAUCCUUCCACAGUCUAUCCAGCUCCAGCAGGGGCAAAACCUCCCUGUCGGUGCCCCACGCCGUAUCAUACCCUCUGCAUCCCAGCCGGUCAUCACCGCCAGCCGAGAGCCGUCUCAGCUGGAGAUGAAAGGCUUUCAGUUCCCUGAUAAAGCCAGCCACUCACCUGGGAUACCUGGCGGCUCAUACAGAUUUUUAGGUUUAAUGCCUCAUGAUCCAUUCAGACCAGGUUCUGCAAGCCCCAGUGGGAAGCCGUCUGGUCCCGGUGCUCCCCCGCUCCCAGGACAUUACACUCAACAGGGCAACAUGGUGAUGCACAUGCGCACCCCAACCAGCGGGCCUUUCCCAAACCCCAUCCAGAGACCUGUAAUGCAGGUAAACAAGACUGUAAUUAUGCGCUCUACCCCUUACUCAAGCCCGGGCCGUGAUCCUUCCCACUCCACUCCACCUUCCAACCCAGAGCCCCCUAACAAGGGUGCAGAGGAGGGCACGAAGGUGAAGGUCAUUCGUGAGGCUCGGCAGCUUGUAUCCGAUAUGAAGGUGUCCUCAUCCGUGAUUACUGGCAAACUGCAGGAGGCUGCCGCCAGACCUGGGGAACCGAACCGCCCCGGCGCUAUUAAACCUCAGAGCAUCAAAGUGGAGGAGAGCAAGGCCUGAUCAUGGAGCUCACACAACCUUCACUUCAUCAUACAGAUGCCGUGAGCUCGAAACAAGGACACUCUCUCUCUCUCUCUCUCUCUCUCUCUCUCUCUCUCUCUCUCUCUCUCUCCCCUUAUUAGUUUGGUUGUCAUUUGUCCUUCAUACGUCACUGGACCACAGACUGAACCACAGGAGCACCAGAGCGGGACACUUUUCCUCCUAAAGCACCGUAUAGAGAGAUAUAUCUAUAAAUAUCUAUAUAUAAAAUGUAUACUAUAUUAUAUACAUAUAUUAAAAAAAAGGAAAUACAUAGACAUGAUCGCUUGGGACUCUUCUAAGCGCAGACUCUCUUCAAGAUCCUCGUUAUUUAUUUUCCAUUUCAAGAAGAAACAAAAGAAAGGAUAAAAAGCCUCAUGAGUUCUUUCAUCCUAACCCCUCCCCCACCCCCCUCGAUCUAAAUCGCUCCCGUGCCGUCGAGGCCGUGUCGUAGUUAUCGAUCGACGCCAUCGGGGACAUUGAUGAACAUGUGCAGCGUGUCAUUUUUUUUACUGGAAACCAUGAAAUUUUAAUUUUUUUUUUUUUUUUUUUAAUAAAUACAUUAUCAUAAGCAGCACCUUUUUUUUUUUUUUGCUCUGUUAUGAAAGGGCACAUUUUACUCAAAUAAAACAAAAAUUCUGUCCAACCCCAUAAUUUGAGGAUUUUUGUUUUAAAUACGAGAACAUACUUUUAAUUCUAUUUUUCCUUUGUAAGAGCUUUCUUUUUUUUUUUUUUUUCCCCUCCUCUCGCUCGGAAUUUAAUUCGGAAAAAUUUAUAUCCUGAAAUAAGUGUGUGUGUGUGUGUGUGUGUGUGUGUGUGUGUGUGUGUGUGUGUGUGUGUGUGUGUGUCUGAGAUGCAGAACUUCAUGAUGUUUUAGGAGCUGUGUGGAACACUAAGGCGGGUGUGUGUGUGUGUGUGUGUGUGUGUGUGUGUGUGUGAGAGAACGUAGGGCACUUUAGCAUUACAUUGUGGGGGUUUUUGUUUGUUUUUUGUUUUUAAUCUAAUAUCUGUUCCUGUAUCAGUGUGAGGAUUGAGCGAUCUCACAGAGGGGCUUUAUCAGAAAACACAAGUUUCCUUCUAUUUUAAAACGCCCAUGUUCGUGAUGUGUACAGGACUCGCGUUUAGCGCCCUCUGGCUGCCCAUUUGGUGAACUACGACCAGCUUUUUUGGCUAAAGUGGGUCUAGUUAUACAAAAAAUGAACCGAAUCGGGAAAAUCGGUUUAUUAAAUGAUUAUCAAAGGUUCCGUUUUUAUGUUACGUUUUAUUACCAGAUCUGUUACUGAUAAAUAUAUAAAUGUAUCACGAUAUUGAUAUCACAACGUACGUCCCAGUUCUGAUACACGAUAAAUGUUAGAAGGUGUCCGUGUUUAAUGCCUUUAUUUUUCCUGGGGGAUUUUACGGACUUCACGAGGAACACCGCUCUGUUUUUAUCACCCGUACUGUUUUGUUUUGAAGAUUUGCAGGAGGAGAAACACACGGUAUCGAUAUUGGCUGAGCAUCGAAUUUCACAACCAUGGUCUGUGCAGGAAGGUGCUUUUGGCUGUCACAAAAA
Messenger RNA from Silurus meridionalis, 8333 nucleotides. RefSeq names its product proline-rich coiled-coil 2B (gene prrc2b). Lineage: Eukaryota; Metazoa; Chordata; Actinopteri; Siluriformes; Siluridae. The record is from RefSeq and is a predicted model, not a curated record. Gene Ontology annotation, biological process: cell differentiation.